GGGAGGCUCGCUGGGACGCGACUCUGACAGCCCGGGAGCCCGUACUCCUUGCAGCCCCGGGGAGUUUCAGGCCACCUCGGCCCAGCGGUUGCACAGGAUGCGGCUGGGCUCCGGGGCCUUCGCUGCCUGCUGCGUCGCGAUCGAGGUGGUCGGGGUCGCGAUAUUUAUUCGAGGAUUCUUCCCUGCUCCUGUUCGUUCUUCUGCCAGACCAGAGCACGGUGUAGAAACCCCGGCGCCCGAGCCUGUAGCAGGAGCCAGUUCCAACUGGACCAAGCUGCCAUCUCCCCUCUUCAGUAAAGUUGUUAUUGUGCUGAUAGAUGCCUUAAGAGAUGAUUUUGUGUUUGGGUCCAAAGGCGUGAAGUACAUGCCCUACACAACUUACCUGGUGGAAAAAGGAGCAUCUCAUAGUUUUGUGGCUGAGGCAAAGCCACCCACAGUUACCAUGCCUCGAAUCAAGGCAUUGAUGACAGGGAGUAUCCCUGGCUUUGUUGAUGUCAUCAGGAACCUCAAUUCUCCUGUGCUCCUAGAAGAUAAUGUGAUAAGACAGGCCAAAGCUGCUGGGAAAAGAAUGAUCUUUUACGGAGAUGAAACAUGGCUUAAAUUAUUCCCAAAGCAUUUUGUGGAGUAUGAUGGGACAACAUCAUUCUUUGUGUCAGAUUAUAUAGAGGUGGAUAAUAAUGUCACAAGACAUCUGGAUAAAGUAUUGAAGAGAGGAGACUGGGAUGUGUUGAUCCUUCACUAUCUAGGGCUGGAUCACAUUGGCCAUAUUUCCGGGCCCAACAGCCCCCUGAUUGGUCACAAGCUCAGCGAAAUGGACAGUAUCCUGAUGAAGAUUCACACUUCACUGCUGUCAAAGGAGAGAGAGACUCUCUUACCCAGUUUGCUGGUUCUCUGUGGUGAUCAUGGGAUGUCUGAGACAGGGAGCCAUGGGGCCUCUUCCACAGAGGAAGUAAGCACACCUCUGAUCUUAAUCAGCUCUGCAUUUGAAAGGAAACCUGGGGAUAUCCGACACCCAAAGCACGUCCAGCAGACUGACUUGGCUGCCACCCUAGCAAUUGGACUUGGUUUGCCAAUUCCUAAAGACAGUGUAGGGAGCCUCUUAUUUCCAGUCAUAGAAGGAAAACCCAUGCGAGAGCAACUGAGAUUCUUACACUUAAACACAUUACAACUUAGCAAACUGUUGCAAGAAAAUGUGCCAUCAUAUGAGAAAGAUCCUGGAUUUGAGCAGUUUAAAAUGGCAGAGAGGUUGCAUGGAAAUUGGGUCAAGCUACACCUGGAAGAAAACCAUUCAGAUGUCCUGCUUGGCCUGGGGACCAAAGUCCUCAGGCAGUACCUGGGUGCCCUGAAGACCCUGAGCCUGUCUCUGAGCACUCAGGUGGCUCACUAUGACAUCUACUCCAUGGCAGUCGGGACUGUCGUGGUUUUGGAGGUUCUCACUCUGUUCCUCCUUAGCACUCCACAUGUGCUGUGCAGGAAGGAUGAGCUGGAUGUCCCCCUGUUGUCUCCCGUGUCUUCCCUGCUCUUUUAUUUGUUAUUUCUGGUUCUCUCGGCCGUUCAUGUCCUGGUGUGCACCUCGUCUGAGAGCUCAUGCUACCUCUGCAGCCUCCCGUGGCUGGCGGCAGGGGGUGUGAUGGUGCUGGUGGCUGCACUGCUCUGUGCGAUUCUGUCUGCUCUCAUCAGGAUGGUGGUCGACAGCACUCUGCUGAAGAAGAGUGCAUCUCAUCCCAGCUCAGGAUGGUCAGAGGUGGACCUCCUCCUUCUUCUGGGCACAGUGGGCCACGUCCUGAGCCUGGGAGCCAGCAGCUUUGUGGAGGAAGAACAUCAGACCUGGUACUUCCUUGUUAACACUCUGUGCCUGGCUCUGAGUCAGGAAACCUGUAGGAGUUACUUUCUGGGAGAUGACUGUGAACCUCAGCAUCGCUUUCAUGUUGAACAAGAGUGUGUGGACAUACUUGCUUGUACCCGGAAGGACAGCACAAGCUAUAGUACCCCUGAGCCUGACAGAAAGGGUAAAGGGGUCUCCCUUUCUGAAACAAAAGGAAGCAGCAAAUGGUGGGCAGUGCUGGCAAGUCCCUGGCUGGUGCUGAUUUGCUGCCGGCUGCUGAGGUCCUUGAACCAGACAGGGGUGCAGGGAGCUCACCGGCCUGACUUCAGCCACUGGCUUACCAGCUCUGAUCACAAAGCUCAACUCUCAGGCCUGGCUGCCCUUUCUCUGGUUGUGAUCUUCAUGUUGGUUCAAAAGGGAUGCUCCCUUGUAUCCAAGGCAGCCUUAGCACUGGGGCUGCUGGGUGUCUUCUGCUACAGAGCAGCCACUGGGAUUGUGCUGUUUCCAUGGCAGCCAGACAACAAAAGCAUUUCAAAGGGCAUUAUUGAAGCUCGUUUUGUUUAUGUAUUUGUCCUUGGCAUUCUGUUCACGGGUACCAAAGGUUUACUGAAAGCACAAGUCAUUGCAACAGACUUCAAAACCAGGACUAUAGGUUUGUGGGAGAUACAUAGUGGACUAGUUCUUCUGGCAGCUUUGCUCUUGAGACCACAUAAUCUUCCAGUGUUAGCAUUUAGCCUCUUGAUUCAGACUAUAAUGACUGAGUUCAUCUGGAAACACCUGAGACAUGAUGCAGCCAAGAUCACUGUAAUGCAUUAUUGGUUUGGUCAAGCAUUCUUCUAUUUUCAGGGUAACUCAAACAACAUUGCCACCAUUGACAUUUCAGCAGGCUUUGUGGGCUUAGACACCUACAUGGAAAUUCCAGCCACAUUCCUCACGGUGUUUGGGACCUACGUGGGGCCUGUGCUUUGGGCCAGCCACCUUGUGCACUUCCUGAGCUCAGAAACAAACAAUGGUUCAGCACUGAGCCGGGCUUGCUUCUGCUAUGCACUGAUUGGCUCUGUUCCAGUUGCCGCGUACAUCGUCCUGGUGACGUCUCUGCGCUAUCACUUGUUCAUAUGGAGCGUGUUUUCCCCAAAGCUUCUCUAUGAAGGGAUGCACCUGCUCAUCACAGCUGCCCUCUGUGCGGUAUUCACUGCCACAAACCAGACUCGCCACACAAGGGCUUAGGCGGAGACAGACUCUUGGAGCCGAUGUGCUUUUUAGUCACUGUUUAUAUCAUGGAUUUGAAUGUUGAAACUGCCUCCAUUCAAGAUUAUUCUGAGGGGGAAAAAUAUGUGAAGCCAAGAUUAGUGGAUAACUUAAUUUUACUUGGAUUGAAAUUAAAUAGCAGAUUAGUAAAAGAUCACUUUAAAUACUUAAGUAUCAAAUUUUCCCUAUUUACAGUGACUCUGAGAUUUUAAUUUCCUUUGGGUGAGUUGUGACUAUGUAUGUUAACUGAUGGAAGCAAAGGUUCUGACUUUAUCAGUAUGUGUGUUAAUCUCAGAGAGCCUGUGGGAAGAGGUGUGCCUGCUGCAGGGGCCAACAUCAAAAAUCUCACACUCCUAAGAGCUCUUAAAUCAGAGGCCCCCAAAAUGUUUCAGCUUAUGUGGAUUAUAUUUACCAAUGUUGAUAGCAUUUGAAAUGAAGACUAAAACAUUUAAAAAUAUUAUUCAUUUAAAAAUAAUCUGCUGGUGGACAAGGUGGAACAUAGUUGCAUAAUACCAGUACUCAAGAAGAAAAAAUCAAGAAUAUUAUGAUUUUCAGACUGCUUGGGCUAUACAGCAUCCUUGUCUUAACUCCCCCCCCAUAAAAGCUGCUGUAUAUUAAUAUAACAAAAUAACUAUAUUUUCCAAAAAAAAUUAAUGAGAAAAAUAGAAUUGUUUUUUAUGUUUUUGCAUUUUUGCAGAUGUCUUAAAUGACCCACUCAAUUGAAGAUAGUUGGAAUCUACAUUUGAUCUAUUGUAAUUUAUGUUUGAAAAAUAGGAAAAGCAGGCUCACUCAAACAUGUGGUUGGAAAUGUGUGGAGUAUACUACCUCUUCUCUGUCAACUUAAAUACUGUGCUUUGAUAUCAAAACAAAAAUUGGCAAGUGGUAUAUAGGCUUUUAUUGUUGUAUUUGAGACAAGCUCUCUGUAGCCUAAGUUGGUCUUAAAUUUUUGACCCUGCCUCAGCCUCCCAAGUGUUAGGAUUACUGUGCCUGGUUUCAGAUGUUAGCUCUUCCAAGUUAGUAGGACUGAAAUGGGGGAAGGGAGGUUGUCUGUGUAUGCAGACUGAACUGAUGAUCUGGUUAGGGACACAAAACUGGCCUUCCAGGCCAGAUGCCUCCAGUAAGGAGUGGCGUGAGUGCUGUGGUGGUAACCAACACUUUACCAUUGGGUUUGAAUGAGUGCUGUGGUGGUAACCAACACUUUACCAUUGGGUUUGAAGCCUCUUCUGCAUCAUGCCAGAGGGGUCGUAAGCUCUAAAACAAAACGCACUACUGUUUUACACAGUGGACAUGCUAUCACUCUAUCUUUUAAAUAUUUAUGUUUGUAUGCAGAGAUUAGGGCUGCUCACAACCUUGGUCAGAGAAGCUUCAAUUUUUGCAGUGGGCAGUGAUUAAUGCAGAGACUUAUAACUGCUCAAAAUGUGGAGGAUAAUUGAUUAUUGAAUGUUCAGUCCUGAAUGGACCAUCUGUAACACACACACACACCAAUCAAGUGGCGUUGUUGAAGAACAAGGAAUGCAAGGGCUGAGAAUGGGGAGGGGGUGUGAGACUCUUUCUUCUGGAGAUCAUGAACCAUAGCAUUUGUGGUUAACCUACCCAAAAUCUGCACAAGAUUGAGCUCCUUGACCUUCUAACGUGGAUAGGGGAGGGGCACGUGAGGUACCAAGUGAGAAGCUGUUGUCAGCUAAUGGAUGCUGGAGGAGUUGUUUUCUUCAGAGAGAUAACUGUUAAGAAGUUGCCCAUGAUCUGGUAAAUCACCACGUACAUAUAUAAGCAACACUAAUUAAACUAUAUUAUUAGCUGGGGAAAAAAGACAUGAACAGAGGAUGUGUUGGGAAAAAGUUCUGGAGAAAGUAGGGGGAGUAUGAGAAAGGGAGCAGGGGAUAAAAAUGAUCAAAGUAUAUUAUAUAGAUGUAUGAAAUUAUUAAAGACUAAAUGCAGUAUCUUAAAAGGGUACAUUGGGGUAAGUCUGUGUGUAUAUACUAAGGUAUAUAUAAUAUAGCUUGAAAGUAUAAAGGGAAAAAGAAAAUCCACAGUAUAUUUGUUUUUAUAAAAAAAUUUAUUAUAGUUUCACUAUUUUCUAGAGGAAACAAAUGAUAAUGAUUUUUGUUGUUGUUUAGACAUUAAAAUGUCAUAGAUACUUCAAUAAAGAGGCUGCAUAACCCAU
Microtus ochrogaster (prairie vole) is the source of this 5237-nucleotide messenger RNA. RefSeq names its product phosphatidylinositol glycan anchor biosynthesis class G (EMM blood group) (gene Pigg). Gene Ontology annotation, cellular component: endoplasmic reticulum membrane. The record is from RefSeq and is a predicted model, not a curated record. Lineage: Eukaryota; Metazoa; Chordata; Mammalia; Rodentia; Cricetidae. Gene Ontology annotation, biological process: GPI anchor biosynthetic process.